AUGGUGACUUUGUGCGGCAUUUACGGGUUUCGAACCUUCUUCAGAGAUGGAUGGCUCCAGAAAAUCCUUUCAUGGCAACGACCGAACGGGUGUUACUCUUUCCGAUACCCGAACACUUCGAAAUAUGAAACGCUGAAUCCAAACUCGGUGGACUACUUUCAGCAACAGCCGCAAUAUCCAUCAUCAGGUGAUAUGAAUCAGGUGAUUGAUGACGAACAAGCGCAGAUUGACAGUAUCCGGGAGGCAUUACUGGAUUCCGAACAACGACAACAGAUAUUCGACCUCACUGCUGAGGAAUCGAAGCAGUCGGUUCCUCCAACAGAAGUCACUCAUCAAAGCCCAUCAGAACUCAUCCUUCCGACUGCUGACGAGGGACAAAAUCUGCAAGCCUUGUUGCAGGACUUCCGACAACAGUACGAGUACAAGCCAUCUCUUCUUGAGCCGAAUGAAUUCCAAGGUGCAUCUCAGGGAGGCGUGAGAACCGAUGAAGGAUCAUCAUCAUCGUCGGGGGAAACAGCGUACGGUGUGCGUGUUUACUCCCCGGAGGAUCGGCGCGAGUUCCGCGAGAACAUGCGUUCCAAACUGGGUCUGCCCGACAAAUUCAACACCACCCUGACCCAGUUGACGCACAUUGUGGCGCACAAGGACCGCAGGUCUUCCAGCAGCACCAGCACUAGCCUUGGAGUCCCCCAGCAGCAGCAGCAGAACCACCACCACCAUCGAUGGUACCAUGUGGCAGCAUCAGGAGGACGGCGGGCCAAGCGCGAGGAAACGCUCAUGGACGAAGGCUGCAUGUCACAUGCUACAGCUCUGGGCGUCGACAGUCUUUCCUUGCAUCUGAGAUACAUACUCGAGGAUAUUUACGCCAAUGAUCUGAUGAAUGCUGAUAAGAUAAUCACAUUUUUCAAUGGCUGUACUGGUGAUGGUGCUGCAGAUUGUCAGGCUACCGACGCCGCUGCCCGGCCAAAGGUAGCGGUGUCAUACCCCGCCCGCAUGCGCAUGGCGAGAGAGGGAGAGGGAGAAGCAAGUCAGAGCUUGGGCUCCAACUUGGACGUCGUUGUCCAUCUUGAGGAGCCAUUCAGUCUGGUGCAGAGCAAGAUUCCUGAGGAAGCACAAAAACUGUUGGUCAGCCGAAAAACGCCAGGGGAACACAGAGCUCGCAGAUCACCGCUGCUGAGAAUGCCUCCGCCAAUCGCCGCCACAAAAUACGCCGAGGAAGAUCACCGCCGCUGA
Messenger RNA from Notodromas monacha, 1233 nucleotides. Lineage: Eukaryota; Metazoa; Arthropoda; Ostracoda; Podocopida; Cyprididae. The record is from the annotation of a GenBank genome assembly.